This is a messenger RNA of Osmerus eperlanus (European smelt), 5064 nucleotides long. It is a transcript of the gene spag9a, whose product is annotated as sperm associated antigen 9a. Gene Ontology annotation, biological process: vesicle-mediated transport. The transcript is spliced from 31 exons. Gene Ontology annotation, molecular function: JUN kinase binding; MAP kinase scaffold activity; kinesin binding. The coding region runs from base 211 to 4128 and encodes 1305 amino acids. Lineage: Eukaryota; Metazoa; Chordata; Actinopteri; Osmeriformes; Osmeridae. Gene Ontology annotation, cellular component: cytoplasm. The record is from RefSeq and is a predicted model, not a curated record.
CUGUUGUGGGAAGACGAAACGUGAAAAAAGGGAGAGAAAAAAUCCACGUAGCAAAUACAUCGCAGCCAGAGAGGGUUGCACCGAUUUUACAAUAUCAAUUUGGAUCAUUUUAUGAAUUGUCAUAGCAUUCUGUCAGCAAACAGCGGAAUUCAUUCUGGCGGGUGAGUGGAAAUAAAUACUAGAUCCCAUUUUCGCGAGGACGGGAAGAAAAUGGAGUUGGAGGACGGAAUAGUGUACCAGGACGACCCGGGGACAUCGGCUAUGAUGUCGGAGCGGGUGUCGGGCCUGGCCAACUCGAUCUACCGCGAAUUUGAGAGGUUGAUCGGGAAAUACGACGAAGACGUGGUCAAAGAACUGAUGCCGCUGGUCGUCGCGGUGCUUGAAAACCUGGAUUCGGUGUUCGCCGAAAAUCAGGAACAUGAAGUGGAGCUAGAAUUGUUGAAGGAGGACAACGAACAGCUUAUCACUCAGUAUGAACGGGAGAAAGCGCUGAGGAAACAUGCCGAGGAGAAGUUCAUCGAGUUUGAGGACACUCAGGAGCAGGAGAAGAAGGACCUUCAGAACCACAUGGGCAGAAUGGAGUCCAAUUCACGCCAGCUGGAACUCAAAAUCAAAAACUAUGUAGACCAAAUUGGCAGGUUGGAGGAGCGAGAAUCAGAGCUGAAAAAAGAGUUCAACUCACUCCAUCAGAGACACACAGAGAUGAUCCACAAUUACAUGGAGCACGUGGAGAGAAUCAAACUCCAGCAGCAGAAUGAGUCUUCCGACUCCGGAACACUGGGCAGAGUCAGAAAAGAGCGCCCCCUGUCUCUGGGGAUCUUUCCCGUAUCCGGAGGGGGCUCCUCUCUCCUCCCAGAGCCCCUUGCAAGGACGGGGACCCCUGGUGCAGAGUCAUGGAGGUUUAAUGACCUGGCACAUCCUCGCUCCAACGCCAGCCUCAAGCAGUUGGACAUGGACGACGCCCCAAAGAGAUGGGAGGGUAAGAGUAUGCAGGACUCUACUUGGGGGAGUUCCCUGGCAGACGACUGCAAGGACGAGCUGUCAGACUUCGGCAGCUCCAGGUCAUCCUUGGGUGCUGCUGCUGAGAGGGACCAAGGGGGAAGUAAGAGCAUGGAGGUGCAAGCCGCUCCAGGGACCAGGACCAUCUCUGUGGGUUUGCCAGAGGACGAGGAAAGCUCUGAGGUGCAGGACAUCAUCGAGUCCACUCCUGAGCUGGACAUGGACCUCAGUGGAUACAAGACCUCCAGCACACCGACAAAAGGCAUUGAGAACAUGGCGUUUGACCGCAACACAGACUCUCUGUUUGAGGAACUGUCGUCCGCGGGCACGGGCAUCAUAGGGGACGUGGAUGAGGGGGCUGACCUGCUGGACCUAAGUUUGCUUGGUAUGGGCCGUGAAGUGGAGAAUCUCAUCCAGGAAAACACACAACUGAUGGAGACUAAGAAUGCUCUGAACGUAGUGAAGAACGAUCUGAUAGCUCGCGUGGAUGAGUUAGCCUGUGAGAAGGAGGUGUUGCAGGGGGAGCUGGACGCCCUGUCACAGGCCAGGGUCAAGCUGGAGGAGAAGAACAAAGAUUUGGAGGAGGAGCUCAAGAAAGUGCGGCUGGAGGUGGAGGAGUUGAAAAACAAAACAAAGGAUGAAGAAGAGCAGAGUGAUGUUCCCACGGCCCAGAGGAAGCGCUUCACCAGAGUGGAGAUGGCCAGGGUGCUGAUGGAGAGGAACCAGUACAAGGAGAGGCUCAUGGAGCUGCAGGAGGCAGUACGCUGGACAGAGAUGAUAAGGGCCUCAAGAGAGAACCCAGCCCUGACCGAGAAGAAGAAAUCCAGCAUCUGGCAGUUCUUCAGUCGCCUCUUCAGCCCCUCAUCCUCCAGCAGCGCGGCGGGGAAGAAGGCAGAGCCCCAGGCCAACGUGAAGUACAACGCCCCAGGCGGUAUGGUGAAGAGGAGCAGCACUUUUUCCCAGUUCCCCACCGAGAAGUCCAAGACCUUUGACUUCCUCAAUGAGGAGAUGGACCCCUGCAGCUCUCCCUCUCGCAAGGAGCAGAAGAGGGCCCAGUACCGGCAGGUCAGAGCCCACAUGCAGAAGGAGGACGGCCGGGUCCAGGCCCACGGCUGGAGUCUGCCCAGCAAGUACAAGGUGGCUAAUGGUGGUCAAACAGAGAACAAGAUGAAGAACCUGCCUGUCCCGAUUUACCUGAGGCCUCUGGACCUGAAAGAUGCUUCUAUGAAGCUGUGGUGUGCCGCAGGUGUGAACCUGUCAGGGGGCUGGACCAGAGAGGGCGGGGCCAUGUUGGGGGCCAGUGAAGGCUCAGGGGUGGAGCUUGAGGUAACCAAACAGAAGAAGGGCUCUCAGAACAGCCUGGACCAAUUGGAUCAGGAGAACAAGGACCAAGAAAAGGGGGAGCCGGAGAAGGGGCAGCGUUUUCAUGAUCAGGUGUCCAGCAGAGUGUGGAUCUGCACCAGCACUCACUCCUCCACCAAAGUCAUGGUAAUGGAUGUCAACCAUCCCUCUGACCUUCUGGACAGCUUCUACGCCUGCAACUCCCACGUCCUAUGCAUCACCAGUGUACCAGGUGUCCUGGAGUCAGACUUCCCUGCUGGGGAGGAGGGGCUCCAGGACCAGGAGUCAGGACAAGGGGACAGCGUGUCGUUGGCGGGCAGCGUGGCCAGCGUGGGCUCGACGGAAAGCGAUGGCGCCAUGGCAACGGAAGGGACCACCGCCAUCCCCCAGACAGCCCACCAGGGUGUCAGCGACCUCCCAGCCGAGCACAGCGGCCUCUCCGGCUCGGUGGACCUGUCCAGAGAGACCAGCCCGCUGGAGGACGGGGUGCCCACAGCAGAAGAGGCCACCGAGGCUACGGAGGCCAAUGCGGGGGUGGGCGAGGAGGGUGAGGAGGGGCAUGGUCAGCCUGGUAUCUACACAGAGCACGUGUUUACGGACCCUCUGGGAGCUCAGCCCUCCGACCCUGCCAGCACAGAAAUGGCGAGGAGUGCAGACCAGGACGGUGUGACAUCCCAACGUGAGGAGAGUGACCCUGCAGGGGAGGAGGUGGUGAGGAUGAGCAGCUCUCUGCCCACCAUGUGGCUGGGGGCCCAGAACGGAUGUCUCUAUGUCCACUCGUCUGUGUCCAGGUGGAGGAAAUGUCUCCACGCCAUCAAGCUCAAAGACUCCAUCUUGAACAUAGUACACGUCAAAGGAAGAGUUCUGGUAGCCUUGGCCGAUGGAACACUAGCUAUCUUCCACAGAGGCCUGGAUGGCCAGUGGGACUUGACCAACUACCACCUGCUGGACCUGGGCCGGCCGCACCACUCCAUCCGCUGCAUGACAGUGGUCCACGACAAAGUGUGGUGUGGCUACAGGAACAAAAUCUACGUUAUCCAGCCCAAGGCCAUGAGGAUAGAGAAGUCCUUUGACGCGCACCCUCGUAAGGAGAGCCAGGUGCGCCAGCUUGCAUGGGUGGGUGAUGGGAUCUGGGUGUCCAUCCGUCUGGACUCCACUCUUAGGCUGUUCCACGCCCACACCUACCAGCACCUCCAGGAUGUGGAUAUAGAGCCCUACGUCAGCAAAAUGCUGGGUACGGGGAAGCUGGGGUUCUCAUUCGUCAGGAUCACCGCCCUCCUGGUGUCCUGCUCUCGCCUCUGGGUCGGAACAGGAAAUGGUGUCAUCAUCUCCAUCCCGCUAUCUGAAGCCACCAAAACAACCGGUAUUGUGACCAACCGUCCGGGUGGUGCGGUGCGGGUGUACGGCGAGGAGGGCUCUGAUAGUGCGGCGUUAGGCGGUGCUGUGCCCUACUGCUCCAUGGCCCAUGCCCAGCUCUGUUUCCACGGUCACCGAGACGCAGUCAAGUUCUUUGCGGCGGUGCCAGGUCAGGUGAUCCAGCCCCCCGUUGCUGCCAGGGAUUCUGGAUUGGAUGACCCAGCCUCUGAAUCGUCAGACACGACGACCUCUGAACUUGCCAGAACCUUCCUCGUCAUGAGUGGAGGAGAGGGCUAUAUAGACUUCAGACAGGGGGAUGACAUUGGUGAGAUGGACGUUGUGUCAGAACCCACCAUGAAGCUUCAGCCGGCCCCCACCAAAGCCGAGCGCAGCCACAUCAUCGUCUGGCAGGUCACUUCCUGUCAGGAGUGAACCACUCACAGACUGUCACAUCACCACCUAGUCGCCCAACCUCCCUGCAUGCCUCUCUCCUUAUAUUUAAGUUGCUAUUACUGAUAUCCUCAAAAUAAUUACCUCAGUGGGUAACUGCAUUGCUCCUAACUGUUAUUUUAGGUGUAUUGUUUUUGUAUAGAUUCAUUUUCAAAGAAUCCUGUAUACUAAGGUGGACUGGACGAGGUUGAAAGGGAAGUGCCCGUGGUUCUCUCCCUUCUGUUUGGGAGCAGAUCUUCAGACCGCUACUAAUGCUCAUGGCAACAUUUCAUGUUCCAAAGGGACAAGUUCCUGCUGCGUCCUUUACCUUAAAUGAGAGGAGGAUGUAGGGGGGGAGGGAUUGUAAAGGACUUCUGCACAUUGUUGGGGGGGGGGGGUGUCACUCGUCACCUUUUGUUGUGUUCUGCAGUUCUAAGCUUACAAAAUAACUAUUUUAGCUACCUUCAUUGGGUAAGUACUGUAUACAGCAAUGUUUGAGCACAUGAAGGUUUACUGUAUGUAGAGAAGAGGGGGUCAGCUUUAGCCUGCAUGGGGAAGUCCUGGCAUGUCCGUCCAUGUGACUGCCUGCAUUUUGGAUCAAACUCCCCAUUUGUGUCGGUGUUGGGGGCCAAAGUGCUUGUGACACCAUGUCGGGGCUUCCCUGAUGCGCUUGUUGGAACUUUACAGUCAUGGCUCAAAAUAUUUCCAGUGACAAAUUUUGUGUUUUGCCAAGUUUGCUGCUUCAGAAUUUGGAAAUUAUUCUUUCAGGUUUCUAUUGUGUAUAUCCUACUGGAAAACAAUGUCAGUGAUAAGCGUUUCAUAAGUUUUAAAGGGGUCAUUGACUGAUUUUAUAGGGUAUUUCACACCGUUCCUUAAGGUCUCUGAAUAGGGUAUGUAACAUUGGUUGGGCUGAAAAUGGCCCGGGUGCUGUUCUAUGUG